AUGGUCGAUCAAUUUGAUAAAAAAGGAAGUGAUAUUGAAGUCGAAUCGGACUCAUUCAAUGAGCCACCUUCGGGAUUUUUUGCCAAAAUCUUGGAUAGCAUCUCAUUGCAAAAGAAUAAUUUGUCACUCUCGCAGUCGUUUCUUGUCAAUGAUGAUUUGCGUCCAUUGAUGAAUCCAGCAGAAAGAACAUGGAAAUGGUUCCAUUUCAUUUUUUUCUGGAUUGCUGAUUCAUACAAUAUCAACACAUGGCAAAUUGCAGGAACCGGAGUGGAGGCUGGACUAAGUUGGUGGGAAGUUUGGAUCUCGGUGAUCUUGGGUUACUCCAUGGUGGGUUUUUUCAUCUUUCUCUCCCAAAGAGUGGGAGCGUACUAUCACGUAUCGUUUCCCGUUUCGUGUAGAUCGAGUUUUGGAGUUUUUGGUUCUAUUUGGCCCAUUCUUAAUAGAGUGGUGAUGGCCAUCAUCUGGGCAUCUGUUCAGUCUUGGAUCGGAGGACAAUGUGUGCAGUUGAUGUUGAAGUCCAUCUUUGGAACCGACUUGCAAACGAGAAUUCCCAAUGGAAUGGCGGGCUCUGGCACCACUACCUUCCAAUUCUUGGGUUUUUUCCUUUUCUGUUUGUUUUCGCUUCCUGCCAUCUACUUGAGACCUCAAAAGGUUCGUCAUUUGUUCACCUUAAAAGCCAUUGUUUCUCCAGCUUGUGGUAUUGCCUUGCUUGUAUGGACCAUUAAAAGAGCUGGAGGAAUUGGUCCUAUUGUGCACCAGAAAACCACUUUGACUGGAUCUGCUCAUGCCUGGGCCUUCAUCAACUCUACCAUGAAUGCAUUGGCUAACUUCGCAACUUUGGUGGUCAAUGCUCCGGAUUUCUCGCGUUUGGCCAAGACAAGACGCUCGUCAUCAUGGACUCAGGCCAUUUCUAUCCCACUCUCAUUUGCCUUAACUGCCAUCAUCGGUAUCUUGGUGUCAUCUGCAUCGACAGUUAUGUUUGGUACUACUUACUGGAGUCCGUUGGAUGUUAUGGAGGAGUAUGUGGGCUCAUACACUAAGGGAGAUCGUGGAGGAGUGUUCUUAAUUGCUUUUGGCUUUGCUAUUGCUCAGUUGGGUACCAACAUUUCCGCCAACUACAUCAGUGCUGGAACAGACAUGACAGCAUUGUUGCCUAGGUACAUUAAUAUCAGAAGAGGAGGGUUCAUUGCUGCUGCAGUUGCAUUUGCUGUGUGUCCAUGGCACUUUUUCAGCUCUUCCAACAACUUUACAACCUACUUGUCUGCUUACGCUGUGUUUUUGUCUUCGGUGGCUGGUGUCAUCAGCUCCGAUUACUUCUGGGUCAGAAGAGGCUACAUCAACUUGUGGCAUUUGUAUUCUGCAGACACCGAGUGUAACUACUCUUACAACAAAUUGGGAAUCAAUUGGAGAGCCUAUGCGGCUUAUAUUCUUGGAAUUGUGCCCAACAUUGUGGGUUUUGCUGGUGCGUGUGGAGCCAAGGUACCCAUUGGUGCUACCUACGUGUAUAACUUGAGUUUUUUCGCUGGUUACUUUACGGCAUUCUUUUCCUAUGCUCUUUUGACCCAGUACUUCCCUGUGAAGGGAUGUCCUGUGGACAAUAUUACACAGCGUGGAUGGUUUGAGGUGUAUGUUGAUGAGCCUCCAGUGGAGGACUUCUCUGAGGAGGUCAAGACCAAUAUGAGAGACAAUCAGUAUGUAAGGGCCACUGGUGGCUGGAAGCUUUUAUAG
Molecule: messenger RNA, 1728 nt
Organism: Sungouiella intermedia
Lineage: Eukaryota; Fungi; Ascomycota; Pichiomycetes; Serinales; Metschnikowiaceae
Source: the annotation of a GenBank genome assembly